ACUGCUUGGCUCCCUUUAAAAAGAAAUAACAAAAUGGGAGAGAAUGAAACAAGUCUACCUAAUACAUCUUUGCAAGGUAAAAAGAUGGCCUAUCAGAAAGUCAGUGCAGACCAAAGAGCUCCAGGACACUCACAGUACUUAGACAAUGAUGACCUUCAAGCCACUGCCCUUGACUUAGAGUGGGACAUGGAGAAGGAACUGGAAGAGCCUGGUUUUGACCAAUUCCAGGUAGAUAGUGCUGAGAAUCAGAACCUGGGGCAUUCAGAGACUGCAGACCUACAUCUUGAUUCCAUUCAACCAGCAACUUCACCCAAAGGGAGAUUUCAGCGACUUCAAGAAGAGCCUGAUUUUGUUACACACUAUUCCAGAUCUGUACCAAAGAGCAACCGCUGCAGCUUCUGCUACCUUUUAAAACUACUUUGCACAGCCAUCAUUUUAUUUAUUUUUGGAAUUUUGAUAGGAUAUUAUACACAUAAAAACUGCCCUUCAGCUGCUACAUCGUCAGCAACAGUCGACCCUCAGUUUUACCAAGAGAUUCUCAAGACGAUCCAAGCCGAGGAUAUUAAGAAGUCUUUCAGAAAUUUGGUACAACUAUAUAAAAGUGAAGACGACAUGGAAAUUUCCAAGAAAGUGAAAACUCACUGGAUUUCUUUGGGCCUAGAAGAUGUACAGUUAGUAAAUUACUCGGUGCUGCUUAAUCUGCCAGGCCCUUCUCCCAGCACUGUGACUCUGAGCAGCAGUGGCCAAUGCUUUCAUCCUAACGGCCAGCCUUGCAACAAGGAAGCCAGAAAAGCUGGCAGCCAAGAUCUGCUCUACUCAUAUGCAGCUUACUCUGCCAAAGGAACUCUCGAGGCUGAAGUCAUCGAUGUGAGUUAUGGAACUGCAGAUGACUUAAAAAGGAUUAAAAAAAUGAAAAAUACAACAAAUCAGAUUGCACUCCUGAAACUAGGAAAAUUGCCACUCCUUUAUAAGAUUUCCCUACUGGAAAAGGCUGGAUUUGGAGGUGUUCUUCUAUAUAUUGAUCCUUGUGAUUUACCAAAGACUGCAGAUCUUAGCUAUGAUACCUUCAUGGUAUCACUGAAUCCAGGAGGAGACCCGUCUACACCUGGUUAUCCAAGUGUUGAUGGAAGCUUUAGACAAAGCCGAUCUAACCUCACCUCUCUGCUGGUGCAGCCCAUCUCUGCAUCGCUGGUUGCAAAACUGAUCUCUCCACCAAAAGCUAAAACCAAAAAUGACAUCUGUAACCCUCUAGUACUUCCGAAUAAUGAGAUACGAAUGGUCAGCAUGCAAGUUCAGACAGUCACAAAAUUCAAAACAGUUACAAAUGUUGUUGGAUAUUUAAAGGGUUUCACUUCUCCAGACCGGUAUAUCAUAGUAGGCAGCCAUCAUCAUACUGCGUACACUUACAAUGGACAAGAAUGGGCCAGUAGUACUGCAAUAAUCACAGCAUUCAUCCGGGCCUUGAUGUUAAGAGUAAAGAGAGGGUGGAGGCCAGACCGUACAAUUGUUUUCUGCUCAUGGGGAGGAACAGCUUUUGGAAAUAUUGGUUCAUAUGAAUGGGGAGAGGAUUUCAAGAAGGUUCUACAGAAAAAUGUUGUGGCUUACAUUAGCAUCCAUAGUCCUAUCAGGGGUAAUUCAAGUCUACACCCUAUAGCAUCACCAUCUCUUCAGCAACUGAUAAGAGAGAAAAAUAAUCUCAACUGUACCAGAAGAGCUCAGUGCACAGAAAUGAAUGUCAGUUCUGUACAAAUACAAGGUGAUGCCGAUUAUUUCAUCAACCAUCUUGGAGUUCCCACAGUGGAGUUUGCUUAUGAGGACAUCAAAGCAUUAGAGGGUCCAAGUUUUCUCUCCGAGGCACUUUUUCCUAAACAUGCAACAAACAUAGAAGAAAUGGAUCCUUUUUUCAACCUUCAUGAGACCAUUACUAAGCUCUCAGGAGAAGUGAUUUUGCAAAUUGCCAACGAGCCAGUCCUGCCCUUUAAUGCUCUUGAUAUAGCUUUAGAAGUUCAAAACAAUCUGAGAGGUGAUCAACCCAGCACUCAUCAACUGCUAACCAUGGCAUCACGCCUGCGCGAGAGUGCUGAACUCUUCCAAUCAGAUGAGAUGCGACCUGCGAAUGAUCCCAAGGAGAGAGCCCCCAUUCGUGUCCGAAUGCUGAAUGACAUUCUCCAAGACAUGGAGAAAAGCUUCCUGGUUAAGAAGGUGCCUCCAGGUUUUUACAGAAACAUCCUGUACCAUGUUGAUGAGAAGACAAGGCAGUUUUCAUUACUGGUGGAGGCUUGGGAACACUGCAAGCCACUUGCAUCAAAUGAGACAUUUCAAGAAGCCCUGUCAGAGGUGUUGAACAGCAUUAAUUCAGCUCAGGUUUACUUCAAAGCAGGACUUGAUGUGUUUGAGAGUGUCUUGGUUGAGAAGAACUGAGGAAAUGCUCAGCAUUUUAAAAAGUUUGUUUACAAUUCCACAAGCUAGAGCUCUAAUCUGACCAGAUUUUCUGAAAAUGAAGAUUUUUCUCCCCAAUGGCUUUUUGACAAGUAUAAAGCUAUUAUUACAUUGUAUUUUUAAUGUACAUAUAAAAAGAGCAUUUUGCACAUUUAAUAUUUUUCUUAUACCUACAUUCUGAAUAUAAAAAAGCAAGUUAUUGAAAUAAGAUUUAUCUAUUAAAAAGAAGUCUGCUGUAUUUUUAUAUGUAUAGACAAUUUGGGAGGAGGAGUUCCAAGUUCUGAACAAUAUUCAUGCCUAUGGACAGAACACAUAAGAACACAGUUAUUCCCUGUGAUAGAGCAAUUAAUGACCUAGUUUCUGUCAUAGAAAUUGUAAGGUGAUAUGGUUUCAGAUUACCUUCACUACUAAGUUUUCAAUAUGAAAAAUGCAAGUAUUCUGACUGAUUGGUUGCCCCAAACCACUUUGAAUGUUUCUAUUUUAUGAAAUGAAGUUCCUUUUCUUAACGUAACUAGAUGUAGUAAUACACUGGUUAUGAAAUUGUAUUUUUUAAGUAUUAAUGAAAAAAGAGCUAUAAACAUUCCAGGGGAAAAAUCUCAAGGUAAAUGCACAGAGUAAUUUAAAUGCAAAUUUUUUCCUAACAACUUAUAAGAUGACUAGCUUUGAAACCCCUAAUUUGCCUCAGUUGAUUUUGCAAGAAUUUCAGGAGUGAUGUAUAUCUUAUGAGGGAGAAAAUAUUUAUUUCUCUUUCUGUUGUUUCUGUUCAUGGAACCAUUGAAAGAGAGGCAACUCCCAAAUGAAAGUGUCUCACAUUGCUUCUUGUAUCUUUUCUGAAACUAUUUGCUAUUGAGUCAGUUUUCACAGAGUACUAUAUCAUUUCCAUGGGAAAGUUGUAAACUUUCUUUUUGAAAACCCAAACUAUCUUCAAAAGCAUCAAAGUGCUAUUUCUGCCACAGACCAAAAGGAUUUAUUAUGAAAGAAAGAGUUGUUUUUAUCAAUGAAAAACACAUUAAUUCUGUUCAUUAAUCUUAGUUGUGACUAAGAUGAAAAUGUGGAAAAUAUUCAUGCUUCUAAUUUCAAGUAGAAAAUGCAGUGGUAGUGUAAAAGUGUGUCUUUCAAAACUUUAAUUCUCUCAUGUGGAAAAUUAAUCUUUCCAUAUUGACGUUGUCAUUGAAUAGCCCUUGUACCCACUAUUUCUUCAGAUCCUAAAAUUUUGCCUAUUAGGCAAUAGGUUAAACUUUUAGCUUACCUUUAGAAAUUGAUUUGAGAAUAUAUUCUCUGGUAAUGGAUAAAGCAAUUGCCCUUAGGAAACAUAUCCUUGAAAUAUUUCAUAUGAUUUUUUCUGCUUAAUUCAAUACUCACUUAUCCCCAUUACAUCCUAGUGAGCAAUGUUACACAGUCCCUAUAUGUCUAAAUAUUCAUUUUUAUGGAUGAGAAUAUACCUAAUCUUAGUUUAAAAGAAAACUAUAGUUGAAGGAAAAUAAUUACUCUAUGUUAAUUAAUUGAUUUAUAAGAGUAAACUGUUCCUAUCAAACAAAAUAUUAUUUUUAUGUGCAAGACAAAGUAGAGAAUCCAGGCGAUUAACUAGAUAAUUCAAGCAGAAAACCAUUUUCGUCUGAAUUGCCUAUAUACACAUUUCUACAUGUGAAAUGAAGCAGCUUUAAGAUUUUAUUUUUCUAACCAACAUACUUGUUUGCAAAUUUUUGCCAUGUUAAAAACUUUGUAUGUGAAAGGGCUAAAAGGAUCAGGAUCCGACAUGGAUGACAUUAGUGCCCUCUCUUGCUGUGCAAAAAUGAACAGUAGAGAAGUGGAAAUGUACACCUAGACAUGCAUAGACCCAAAUAAUAGAAAGCCUUAUAUGUAAGAAUCAUACAUAUUUCAUCAAAGGUCAGUGUCUUCAUUCCAGUUCUUCAUUUGGAGUUAAAUUUAAAACAAAAUAGUGAACUAUUUAUCAGUUUGGUAGUUUAUCAUUUUUUAACAAAUUCCUAAAUAAAUCCAUUCCCAUAAUAUACAAUAAUAUUAGGAGCAUAAAAUAUUUCCCUUUUCAUUUUUGUUUCAAGACUGUAUACCUAGGUAAAUCAAGCAUGAUUUCACUGAUAUUUAUGAUAAUUUCAUUAUCCCCUACUCCUUACUUUUAAAUAAUAUAGUAUUUACUAUUUGAAAACUGCAGUUAGCUAUGGACUAAGAUGUUUUUUUUACUCUAUUGAAGAGAUUAUAUGAAGAUUACAACAGAGGUUCAACAUCUUGACAUCUCUACAACAAAACUUAACUAGCAGUAUUUCUGGCAUGGUGUGACUAUUAGAGAGUUCUUCCAAAUUUAUAUCAUUUCAUUUUUCUCCUCCAAUAGAUGUAAGUUAGUAAAAUCUUGGGCAAGUUAAUAACAAGUGUUGUGUGAAUUUCUCCUUCAUCCAUAGAAUUGUGCAAAAAAAAACAACAGAUCAUAAAUGAUUAUUCUCCCAAGAAAAUGUGGCAAACAUGUACUGCAGGUGGGGUAGCAGUGACAUUCAGACAUUUAUGGAAAAGCGUUAACUUUAGAAUUCAAAGGAAACCUAUGAGAUAUUCUAAUAUAAGCAUUAGGAUCUUGCCUUCAUUCAGACAGUACAUUAUCACCCCUAGUGAGACAAGGUUUGCAAAGCUAAGAGAUUAGGAGACUUGGAUAUGGUCUUUUUUUUAGUAGCAAAAACGCUGUUGAUUUUAAGCUUCUCUACUUUCUCAUUCAGUGUAUCUUGCCCUGUCCCCUGGGAACCAAGGAUAUAGAUGAUCUUCCAAUGCAUUUUAUGGAAGCAGCCAUUCUAUCAGGUAUUGCUUGGGCUAGGACUGCUGCUUCGAAUUCAAGGUUAGCUCAUUCCCUGACUAUACCUGAAAAACAAAAUUGUCUCAGGGAAUCCAGGCAAGAUACACAAAGAUUGGUAUUAAGGAAGAAGUUAGGACAGUUUCUAUAUGACAUCAGAAGUCAGGAAGGAGAACAUUGAGAAAGAUUUUUUAUAAGAGGACUUGUGAAUUUGGCAUUAAAAUAUGCAGUCCAAACUAUAGUUUCUCAAAAUGUGGAAUUUGGGGACAGAAUCCUAAAAAUCUUCAUCUUCAGAUUUUCAGAUGCUUUUUAGUUAGGCAUGUUGAACUUCAAUUUUGUAAUCUAUAUUACUCCCAAGUACUGGGCAAACUUUAGCAGGCAACAAGUCUAAAAAGAAUCACAAUAACUAGUGGGACCUGAACUUUUCUAUUAAUGGGACCAUUAAAAAAAAAAAAAAGGUGGACUCAUCUUUAAGAAAAGGAAUCAGAUGCAGCUAACAGAUCUACCUCCUAUGUGUCAGGCACUGUUCUAGACUUUUCCCAGGUAUUGUUUAGUUCUUCUCAUUGAAUUUGCACAACCCAUUUGAAAAAUGAGGAAAUUACAUUGAGUGACUUGUCCUAAAUUCCAAGAUAGUAAAAUACACCAAAGUACAUUCCUCUUUGUUCCUGCUGGACACUUAAGUUUUCAAUCCUGUGUUCUUCCCACUGGAUAGUGUUUUUCACAUUGAGUACUACAGAAAACGUUAGAAUACUUUCUUUCAUUCCAGAAAUGGAUAUAAUUGAAAAUUGUAAUGUAUUUUUCUGUAAGUGAUCAGACUAUGCAAUCACUAUUUUCUUAUAAUGAAGGAGUUUGAAGAAGCAAAUGACUUCAUUCCCAAUGAAAGUAUCCCUCCCCAACAAUGGUGUACAUAUGUACAUAUGUAAGUCUGAAGAUAUUUAUAAAAAAGCUAAAAGUAUGUACACCAUUGCAGAAUCUCAUGACAGCUACAUUUACAAAUAGAUAAAAAGACCAGAUGCCACAGUCUCACAGUGUUCUCAAAAGGCCUAUGGAAGUUCAUGUUUUAGGUGUCAUGACUUAGAAUCCAAAGUUUUAUGUCAUUCUUUAAAAUUCCAAAUAUUUAAUUUUUAAGUAAAAUAUAUAGCAUAUGGUAGCUUUUCCUACUGGAAAGACAACUCACAAAAAUAAAAUAAGUGAUCUAUUACCAUCUCACUAAUGAUGACCAAGUGUCUCUACCUCAAAUGAAAAACUGCAAUGGUUUGCAAAAAAAAAAAAAAAAAAAAAAAAAAGACCUUUGACUAAAAUAUGUUUAUGAGACAUUCUAUGGUAUAUGUAGGUAUAAAUAAUUACUUGAACAAUUAAGCUUUCUCUGAAGAUUACAUAUUGUCAUCUCAUUGGUUUAAUAAGCUGUUUAAGCUCCUCAGCUUCACAUUGGCUUACUAGAAAGGAAUUGUUUUAAACUGCCCACAUAUUCCAAUAAAUAUAUCAGCAACAUAAUGGCUUCAUCACAGAACUGCAGAUACAGCCCAGGGGAAAAAAAACAAAUGAACAACAUGAGACUUAAAAAAAAAAAAAAAAGAAAAGAAAUACUCUUUCCAGACACACUAGUGAAUUUCUAAUUUUUUUUCUUUUUUUGGCAAGAGUUUAAACUUGUAACUUAAGGCCCAGAAGAAUCGCUAUGCUGAAAGAUCUUAAAAAACUUCACAGAGUUCUAAACACUCAUUAACAGAAUACGUUUAGUUGUGUUUGUUUUGUGCAAUUCAGAAUUUUAGGUGACAUAAAUUUGAGGAAGAGUAGAAAAGAAAUCCACAAAAUAUAGCUUUUCCUAUUUUUCAUUAUGUUCACUCAAUAUUCUCUUUUAUUUUUCUAGAUACAAUCUGAAACUGGAAGUAGACUUUUUUAUCCACUGAGAGGUAAUUUCAGGUCUAUCCAUCUCAAUUUGGACCUAUCUGUUAAUCAACCAGAGUUUUAGUUCCAUAAUACCUUCCCAUUUUCCUCUGAAGUGCCUUUAACGUGCCUGGAACUGCCAAGAAUCUGAGACCUUGCUUAUUGUAAGGUGACAUAUUUCUUAAAGGCAUUUAUAAUCCAUAUUCAGAUCCAAUCUAAUUUAAGCAAAGGCUUAAAUUGAAGUUGUUUCAGGUAGUAUUUGAGACAGAGAAGCUGCUUCCAACUUCAGUAUUUCUGGCUAGAUUAUUUUGUUUGAAUAAUGCAGUUAUAUAAUUAUCUCUAACCAAAAUGGUAAUUUUGAUGUUUUCAGACAAACUCUGAUCAUCAAGGCCAAAGAAACACAUGAAUACUCUAAUUUCUAUUACUGGAUUCAGACAAGAGUUAAGUCAGAAGCAAUGGCUUCAGUGACUAUGUCUAGAAAAAUGUUUAAUGUGUGUGGACAUAGCCUACUAGUAUUGGUCAGUUCCUUCAAAGUUUUAAGCCAGUAAGCACUGAGGUGACAUUUCUCAGAGGGAAACAGAUUUUACUUCCCAGGGACUAAUUAAUAUGCACCACCUCAGUUCCCAAAAGACCACACAGGUGCCUGUGCUAUGCCAUAUGUCAUGUGCUGUAUUCCUGCACGCACAAGAGAUUAAUAUACAAUCAUUAUUAUGAAUUAUUAUGUUGCAUUGAAGUUAAUGUUGGUCUUUUGUUCUAAUUAAAGUACAAACUUGGCAUCUCACGUGAAGCUUAGUUAGAGAAGUGAAGUUAGAGUUCCUAUUUUAAUGAACUACAUAUAUUUUUCAAUCAAAAUGUGUAAUUAUUUAAUUAUCCAGCCCACUCAGUAAUUACAAUUCUCCAACUUAUUCAACAAAUUUUUAUUCAAUAUGUUAACACACGGAUGGCCACAGCUUGGUGUGUGUUUUUUCUUUGGAACUUGUUAAUCAUUUUUGAAUCAUACUCUCAGUGUAUGUGGUAGUGUUUUAACAAUCUUAAUAAUAUGUAUUUUUUUACUUUUAUAUGAAGCUGCUGCAAAUGCACUACCUUACUCUUAAAGUUAGAAUAAAGUGCUAUUACUCUACCAGGAAAAUUUUAUCAUAUGUCUUUAGUAAAAAACAAACACACAAACAAAAUGCUUUACUACAUCAUUCCAAGUUGUCUGCAGGAAACAAAAUCUGGAGAUGGUUAAGUGUAGUUCACAUAAUUAUAUCCCAAAGAUAUUAUAAAUAAUUAUAGUUAGCAGCUGGUCUAGGACUCUAAUAGACAAUUUAGUGUUUACAUUUCAGACAGGAAGGUUUAGUGGGAAAUACAUCCUCGUGUACUCUAACUUACCACUUGGAGAAUAUGAAUACAAUGUAUACAAUUGUAGUCAUAAAAGAAAUAAAAAGAAUACUUUGAAGGACUAAUUUCUUUUCUGUAUACAUCUAGAGGAUCAGCUUGACAUCUGGAUAUUAGUUUUUUAUAUUUAUAUAUGUGUUUGUGAUAUUAAUAUACACCAUGCAUUUAAUAUUUUAAUCAUGUCUGCUAUGUAGCAACAUUUAGAUAUAUAAGAUUUUGUAGUAAAUAAAAGUUCUCAAUGGCAUAACAUUUAAAAAUAUAGCCUUAAAGUGAAGAAUGAAGAUGAGCAAGGGAAGAUUUGUAGAUUCACUGUGGGUAAACUUUAGAGGAUAAUUUCAGCAAAGAAAUUUUCUUUGAUUAAAAACCAAUGUCAAUUAAGAGGUGUCCCAAUUAUUAAACUGCACUGAACUGUUUUAGUAGUUUGUUCAAAAUAAUUUGAUUAUCAUCUGUGAUUCAGAAAUAUUUCAUUGUACAGAAAUUUUCACUGUUAUUCUUCUAAUUGAUUUUGAUGGUAUUAAUUUAGAGGCAUGAGUCCGUAGUGUUAUUAUUGUAUAGUGUUGAGUGUUUCAUUUUUAUAAUGUUUGAAUGCUCAUCAUAAAUGUAGUGCUUUCUGUUUAUCUCAAGUGUGAUCUCAAUUUUUUCUCCAUAACUUUUCAUUUGUUUCUUAACAUGACUCAGUAUGCAGCUUAUCUAGGAAAGUAUGUUGUGAUGUGGAGUUAUAAAAAUUGGAUGGUGAUACUACAUCCAUUAAGGAUAAACUGAAGAGUUUAUGUCAGUUGCUUAAAUAUUUGCACAUAAUUAAAAACAAUACAAUGAAAUAAAGGCAUCUUUUUGACAACAUGUUCUGAAUCAUAUAUGCAAUGAGUAUGUACAUUGAAAUGGUAAUGUUUAAAACAUUCAUUUAAAAAUUA
Lepus europaeus (European hare) is the source of this 9402-nucleotide messenger RNA. RefSeq names its product N-acetylated alpha-linked acidic dipeptidase like 2 (gene NAALADL2). Lineage: Eukaryota; Metazoa; Chordata; Mammalia; Lagomorpha; Leporidae. The coding region runs from base 34 to 2421 and encodes 795 amino acids. The record is from RefSeq and is a predicted model, not a curated record. The transcript has 14 exons.